AUGCGAAUAUUACUAGUUUUAAUUUAUUGUAUUUUGGCAUUUGUUAUUAUAACAAUUUAUAAAAUGAUGAAUCAAACAUCAGAAAACAAUUCAUAUCUCGAUUUCUAUGGAGAAACUUUGGAUCUUCGAAGAGAUUUUGAAAAAGCGGAUAAUCAAUCAUUGAUAAUUGUCAUAACACCAACAUAUUAUAGACUUACACAAUUACCUGAUAUGACAAGGUGAGCAAAAUAUUACGUUGACUUUUUGAAAAACUAGAAUUUUGAGAAUGGCGAAUACUUUGAUGCAUGUCAAAAAUCUUCAUUGGAUUGUGAUUGAAGAUGGAGAAAAGAAAAAUGAAAAUAUUGAAAGUUUAUUGAAAAGAUCUAAUAUUUCAAAUUCAUAUUUCACGUUUAAAACUAAACCAGGAUAUCCAAGUAAGUUUUGAGUUUCCAAUUAUUUUUUAACAAAACAAAAAUUAGAACGAGGUUGGUAUCAAAGAUCAAUGGCUUUGACAUUGCUUCGGAGAACUGAGUUCAAUAAUACAAAUGCAGUUGUGUUUUUUGGAGAUGAUGAUAAUUCUUAUGAUAUUCGCUUGUUUACCGAAUAUAUCAGAAAUGUUAAGAAACUUGGAAUGUGGGCGGUUGGUAAGUUCAUUUUUUCAAUUUUUAAAACUAUUUUAAAGUUCACCAAAAUUUUUAGGACAUGCUGGUGGUGGAAUUGCUGCCAACCUUAAUGUAGUAAAAGGAAAAGUGAUUGAUUUCGAUGUUUCUUGGGGAGAAUGGCGAAAAUUUGGUAUAGAUAUGGCUGGAUUUGCAAUUCAUCUUGAUUUUGUUCUCAAAACGGAUGCAAUUUUUCAUGGAAAAAUAUGUGGACGGCGUACACCGGAAACUUGUUUAUUAGAAGAAAUGCAUUUUUCGAGAGAUGAUAUUGAACCAUUUGGUUAUGAAACAAAUGUAUGUAAAAAUUAGUUUUCAAAAAAUGUUAUCCGAAAUUUUACAGGGAGCGCGGGAAAUCUAUGUUUGGCACACUCAAACUAUUCAACCAUCAAUUCUAUCAAAAAAUAAAACGAUAAUCCGGAAAAUUACAGAUUAUUUUCAAAUUUAAUGAAUAUUUUACAAAGAUAGUUUCAAAUGAAGACGGUUGAAAAAUCGCAGAUUGUGGAAAAAUAUUCUCCAGGGAGAUCAAAAGUUCAACGAUUAUUUCAAUUAAUUGUACAUUGUUAGAAAAGAAAACAGGAAAAUGUUCUUAUAAAAAUUGCAUGAAUGAUGAAAAAUUGAGAUAUCGAAAUCGUAUUUUGUAUGGAUUGAACAAAAAAAUUUUGGAAUUAUCUGGGGAAUUUUGUAAAUACCAAAUUCUCAAAUUGGAAAAAAAUUUAAACACAUUUUAUAUACAAUUGUCUGAUUUUUUGAACAAACAAAGGUUAAUCUUUAUUUGGAAAAUUUUUCAAAACAAUUUCUGUAGCAGAAAAACCAAACUAGAAAAAAUAGUUGUAAAUCUUUAAUUUUCAGAAUUCUCCACAACAUUUUCAACCCUAAAACCUUCGAAUUCCCCAAAUUUCUCCUCACAAAAAAACCCAAAAAAGAAAGUAAAACUACAAGACUCCGCCUGCUGCCUGGUGUGUGCAGUGGAGCACACUUGCAACAUAAGCAUUUUUCCAAAAAACAAUUUUUUUCAGCGUUUUUUUGUUUGCCGCGUGGCAACUCAGCUUUUAAAUGUAGGUUUUUUUUUAAAUUUCGAGUUAAAUUUGCCAAUAUUUGAAAACAAUUCAAAAUUUCCCUUUCUAUCUCGAUUACAUUUUAAUCUCUGAUUCACACAAAAACUUUUUCUGCUUUGUUUUUUUUUGCGAAAAAAAACUGAAAAGUACUACUGGUGAGUACUUUUGCAAUAAAACAAACAGCAGUUUUUAUCGAUUGAGUACUUUUCACAUCUUUUAUUGUUGUUUUUAGAGAAUGAUAUGA
This is a messenger RNA of Caenorhabditis angaria, 1937 nucleotides long. Lineage: Eukaryota; Metazoa; Nematoda; Chromadorea; Rhabditida; Rhabditidae. The record is from the annotation of a GenBank genome assembly.